AUGGCAAACGUUGCUAGCUUUCAUGAGCUUUUGAAACCGUUGAUAGUUUACUCGAAAAUAAUAGGAGUAGAAAUCUGGACGGCUCCGGGGAAAUUUGUCCCAGCAUCGUACUACCUGUCAGCUGCGGUGGUGAUUUACGUUAUCAGCACUGCAAGUACAGUAUUCAAGUACAGGAAUGAUUUACUCUAUAUUAUGAAAGUUCUCGUUACACUAGGUACUGGUGUACAGCUGUUUUUCAAAUUUUUCGUGGGACACGCAAAGGCAUACGACGUCAAAUUAUUAACCGAGAAAAUAGAGCUUGAAGUCCUUGAACGAUUUCAGAAAGGAACAACGGAAGAGAUUGCAGUACUUGAUCGGACCGGUCGCUACCUUUGGAUCAUUAUUCGAACUAUACGCCUAGCUUGUUUAAGCACUGUUGCUGGAUUUGCGUUGUAUCCUUUAUUUGCUUACUUCACAACAGGAGCAAUAGUACCAUUGUUGCUGGUCGAGCUGCCUUUCAUCGAUUGUAACACCACAACGGGAUACAUUUUGAAUGCAUUGUUUCAACUAAAUCUUCUUUUGUACGGUGUGGCAGGGAUCGUAUUGGCUGACUUCAUGUACGCAAUGUGUGCAAUUUACGCAAUGGCAGCAGCAGAUAUUUUCAUACUGCAUCUUGUAGAGCUGGAAUCCAUGUUAAAUGAUCCAGUGCAUGAUAAUACAAACAGGUCAGAAAUACGAGAAAUAUGGUUACAGUGUAUGUAUGAUCAUCAGCUGGGAAAGUGCUUAUUGAACGACGCAGAAGACAUCUUUGGGCUCCUAUGCCUCGCACAGGUGACGAUGGGAGUGUUUACCUUAUGCGAUUGUUUGCUGCUAGUAGUGUUGACAGACUGGUAUCCUACGUACUGUUUUUUCCUGGUUAUGUUUACAGAACUUACUUUCUAUUUUGUGGUUGGAAAUAUUGUGGAACUUAAGAUUGACGAAGUGUACAAUAAAAUAACCUCGAUGCCGUGGUAUAGGUUACCAGUUAAAGAACAGAAAGAGUUUUGCUUUCUCAUGGCCAGACAACAGCGUCCCAUGAUGUUUACAGCAUACGGAUUUCAUCCAAUGAAUUUUGAGGCAUUCAUGAGCGUGUUAAGAGGCUUGUACCAGUUUUUCGUAAUGAUCAUGCAGUACUUUGGAUAA
This is a messenger RNA of Anopheles maculipalpis, 1161 nucleotides long. Its product is annotated as putative odorant receptor 83c. The record is from RefSeq and is a predicted model, not a curated record. Gene Ontology annotation, cellular component: plasma membrane. Lineage: Eukaryota; Metazoa; Arthropoda; Insecta; Diptera; Culicidae. Gene Ontology annotation, molecular function: olfactory receptor activity; odorant binding. Gene Ontology annotation, biological process: detection of chemical stimulus involved in sensory perception of smell; sensory perception of smell. The transcript is spliced from 6 exons. Bases 1 to 1161 code for a protein of 386 amino acids.